Molecule: messenger RNA, 301 nt
Organism: Staurois parvus
Lineage: Eukaryota; Metazoa; Chordata; Amphibia; Anura; Ranidae
Source: the annotation of a GenBank genome assembly
AUCAGCUGUGUCCAAUCACAGCUGAUCACAUGGGACAUGUACAUUGAUCAUCAGGGCGCUGAUGAUCAGUGUGCCCUGAUGAUCAGUGUAGCCCCAGCAGUGCCACCUGUCAGUGUCCAUCAGUCAGUGCUCAUCAGUGCCACAUAUCAGUGCCUACCAGUGCACAUCAAUGCCACAUAUCAGUGCCCAUCUGAACUGCCUUUCAGUGUCACCCAUCAAUGCCAGUAAGGGCCACCUAUCAAUGCCAAUCAGUGCCACCUAUCAGUGCCACCUAUCAGUGCCAGUCAGUGCUGCCUAUCAG